UAAAUAAUAGCAUAGGCCAUCAAAUGUACCUGCUCUCUCGUAAAAGGGGGGUGGCUUUAAUGGGGGAGAGGGGGCGUUUACAGCAGCGAAUUGCUCACAGACAUUUCUCGCGCUACAGGCUGUUGGGUGGAAGGACCGGUGUCUGUAAAGUGCAGUCUCUUUAACUGUAUCAGUCACGCUAAAUGAAGAAGACGUGAACGCAACUGUUUUAUACUGGGUUAAAAACAACUGAAAGCAUUAACUGAGCUCUUGAGGGAGCUGGAAUGGCAGAAACGCUGCGUAAUCGCGACCGCACGCUUGUAAUGACCGGGCACUGGUGCGCUUUGGCACCGGAGGGAAACACCAAGCUUAACUGAAGAAUUGAGCACCAACAGAGAAAAGCAGCAGGGUGUAAGACGGAUCAUCUUUAUAUUAACUUGCCUGCAUUAUGUAAAUAUAGAAUAUAAGGUGGAAAGUGUAUUGUGCUCGUUUUGCUCACCCCGAACCGUGCCAAUGCUGGAAUGGCUUUUGGCUCUGUGCAUUGUGAUCCUGGUGGUCUCAAUCUGGCCAGGCUCCAAAUAUUUUUGUACCGAGAGCCAGCGCGAUGCUUUGUUCCAAAGACUUGGAAUUUUACAGCAGGUGGCGAAAGACAAGACAGGGAGGUGCGUCUCCGACCGCGAGGGGAACGACGAUGCCCAGUCGGCCUGCGUAGGCGCUUUGACCGACGAAAAAGCACGCACCGUGGCGCUAAUAUGCAAGCCUUCCGCGCUGGCAAACUACCUCCUGAAACACUGCUGGACUUUCAGUAACUACUCACCGUGUGUCGGCUGGACAUGGCGGGCCAGCGCCUUUCUCCAGAGUGUGUACGAGGCGUGCUGGCCGUACGAAAGCCCGGUCCAGUUUGUGCGGGACAACCUGCAGCUGAGUGAUGACGGUCUGGUGGCAUUGGAUUGGGCUGUGCCAUCCUACCAGAAACGUCGCAGGACUUCGAGUCACUCCACCAGUCCGGUUCUUCUCAUCAUUCCAAACUCUUUUGGGAAGAUCACUAGAAAUGUGUUGAAGUUGUGUGAAAUGGCACUGUCCCAUGGCUACCUGCCAGUGGUAUUCAAUCGCCGCAGCCACAAUGGCUGCCCGCUUACAACCCUGAAACUGCAGCAGUUUGGUGACCCUGCAGAUCUACGUGAGGCUGUGCGCUACAUUCGCUACCGGCAACCUGCAGGUAGACUGUAUGCAGUGAGCGAGAGCUCGGGGUCGGGCCUUCUACUGUCAUACCUGGGGGAGUGUGGAUCAUCGAGCUACGUGACGGCGGCUGUCUGCCUGUCUCCUGUGUUCCGCUGCCAGAGCUGGUUUGAGAGUGGGCUGUGGUGGCCCCUCCAGUGGGCGUUGGUGCUGUACCAAAAGAUAUGUCUCAGCAGGUACAAGUCUGCGCUGACUGAGGUCAUGCAAACAGACACCCUGUUCUCCAGUCAUUCUUUGCGUGGCUUGGAGGAAGCGCUGUUUUGUCAGCCUGGACAUCUGGACUCUAAACCUACAGCACCAACAGGAAACAGCUGUAGCAGCAAUACUUCCGGUGCCUGGGAUGCUUACUGGGAACACAACGAACCCUUAAGAGAUGUAGAUGAAGUGGCUAUUCCUGUUUUGAGUGUAUGUGCUAAGGAUGACCCUAUCCGCGGAGACACCCAGUCCACGGUGCCCUUGGAACUCUUUGAGACAAAUCCACAUUUUUUUCUCCUCCUAACUGACCACGGAGGUCAUUGUGGUUUCUCCACCCAGUCCGAAGGGAGUGCUGCUGGUGCUUUGGGUGCAGUGGGCUCUGCGGCUGCAUCAAACAGAGGGCUGGAGAGCCAUGGGAUCAACUGGAGCCACAGAGCUUCACUGGAAUUCUUUAGGGCAACCACGGACUUCUUCAAUGCAGAGGAGAGAGCAAAGCAGCUUCCUUCAAGGAGGAGGGGGCUGGGAGGAGCUGCAGGAGGAAAGGUUUUUCGCCACCGCAGUGUCAGUUCGUGUAAAAGAGUGCCAGCUUGUUCUCAUAAUAUCCAUGCUAUUUACAGCUGGCAGAGAUCCUAUACACGAUGAGAGAGCUUAAUGGAAAUUAAAGGUACCCUGUGUAGUUUCUGCGUAAUCAUGCAAAAUUAUAUUUACAUUCAGUUAUUCGGUUUUAGCGCACCAAAAGGGAGAAAGUUACUUUCACGUUCAGAUACACUGUAUCCUUGAGGUUUAGCGAUGGUGCAUUCUCACCUCAAAGGUGAUGAAUCCGUUUUGGUCCUCAUCAGACACCUACAUCGCUGGCCCUUGUUUACACCCAUAUUUAUCCAUAUGUGGGCUUCUUAUUCCCUGGUUUAACACCAUGUGUGCAUACAUGUGCAUUGUUGUGUUUGUAUGUGAAUAGCACUGCUAAAUUUAAAAAAAAACCACAGGGUACCAGUGAUGUGUGACUUUAAUGCUUCUGAUGUUGUUCAGGCUUGGGAUGUGAAGGACUCAAAUUGUUCUCUGGCUAUGUGACACUCACUUGAAAGUGUUAUGACAACCAAAGCUUGAAAAGUGCUGGGAUUGUGCAGCACUGAGUCUGUCGAGUACUUUUUAAGUGAGAGAGUGUGCGCACAUUGUUUUCACACUGUUAAUGUGAGCCAUAAACCACUAGGAUAGAAAAAUGACAGGCCACAAGAUUGCAUGCAGUUGUUAUGCUUAACGGGCCAAAAGUGUUCCAAAAACUCAACAAAGUAUGAAGUAGCUCUAUAUUUUUCUACAGACAGAUUCAAGCCCUCUUAAUGCCAGCUGUUGCAGGAAUUUCUCAGUUUGCAAUACACUUUACUGAUCCAAUUCAACUGCCUCACAUUUUACCUUGUUUGCUACAUUUGUAACACAUUUGCUUUGAUAUUUCAAACCUCACCAUGUAUUGUAUCUUACUGUUCUUGCUGAAAGUAUAUGUAUUGAGGCCCAAGUCUUAUGCCUGAGAUUGGAAGAAAACCAAAUCCAGACUUUGAGAAUAAUUUGAACUAAAUGUUAAUAAAGUUUAAUCAUCUAAUCCACAAUUUUUAUAUACAUUAAAGAGAGUUCCAUGUGUAUGUUCUCUACUGUGUUGGAAAAUAGCCUGUGAUGGACUCAUGUGUGAAUAGCCUGUUAUGUGAGUUUUCCUGUCUCAUCACUUAACUUUUUGGUCCAAGCUGCUCAGGAUCUGCAGGUGGCCGUUGUUUUACUCGGUGUAGGAGAAUUUGAGACGGUUUUUUUUGGAUUCGCACUUCUGCAUUAAAAAAUAAAAUUUUAAAUAGUUAUUAUUUCUGUUUCAUAUGAAUUAAGGAAAAGUCGAGGUUUGUUGUAGCAGAAAUCUGGACAUGAAACUACUGAGCACAAAUGACUGUUGUCUCCUGUUUAUAGAACAGGCUACACCCACACUUAAUGUGUUAUAAUAUGUGUCAAAAUUAAAUUAAAAGUAUACUGAGUGAACCAA
Messenger RNA from Archocentrus centrarchus (flier cichlid), 3427 nucleotides. It is a transcript of the gene abhd15a, whose product is annotated as abhydrolase domain containing 15a. Lineage: Eukaryota; Metazoa; Chordata; Actinopteri; Cichliformes; Cichlidae. Gene Ontology annotation, molecular function: monoacylglycerol lipase activity; short-chain carboxylesterase activity. Gene Ontology annotation, biological process: lipid metabolic process. The record is from RefSeq and is a predicted model, not a curated record. The transcript is spliced from 3 exons. The coding region runs from base 493 to 2055 and encodes 520 amino acids.